Fusarium coffeatum is the source of this 1566-nucleotide messenger RNA. RefSeq lists its product as uncharacterized. Gene Ontology annotation, molecular function: RNA polymerase II cis-regulatory region sequence-specific DNA binding; protein dimerization activity; DNA-binding transcription factor activity, RNA polymerase II-specific. The record is from RefSeq and is a predicted model, not a curated record. Bases 1 to 1566 code for a protein of 521 amino acids. Gene Ontology annotation, biological process: regulation of transcription by RNA polymerase II. Lineage: Eukaryota; Fungi; Ascomycota; Sordariomycetes; Hypocreales; Nectriaceae. The transcript has a single exon.
AUGGCCCAACACGGUUUCAAUCAAUUUGGCAACGGCCACAGCGGGGCGAGUAUCGACCCCAAUGAUCUCGCCAUGUCUGGCGGUUACUCGCCCUCCUUCAACAACAACUUCAACUCAAAUUCCGGGAACGGCACCAACGGCUUCACGAAUAGCUCCGCCAUGUUUGAUGACGAUGAGCUUCUCGAUGGCCUCAAUGGACCUCCUGUCACCCAGUCUGGUAUGGGUGGCGGACAGGACUUCGCAGGGCUAAGUAUGGGUGGCUUUUCUCAAAAUGCCUUCUCCCACCGUAAUUCCGGCUUGCAAAUCGAUCCGUCUCACAUGAACGGCUACUCAAGUACUCCCGACGGAGAUCCUAUUCAGAGUCCAUUCAACACCGGCUUCAACCCUCAGUAUCGACAAAUGCAGGGCCAUUCACUUGGAACCUCCCUGCACUCGCCAUUGUCGUAUUCCGAGUCUCCUUUAGCCGGUGCCAUGAAUGCUGACAGCAACGACCCUAACUAUCUCAAGGCCAGAGCCCGAAUGUCCCAGCAGAUGCAACGAAAAGCUUCCAACAACAGCCGUAGUCCCAUGUCCCCAAUGACCCCAAAAACUGCUACACUCCAUGGGAUGACGAUUGGAUCGCAGGAGUCCCCAGGUUUCGGCGGUCAAGCCAUGAAGUCGGCCAAUGGACAAUGGCUCAACACCCCUGCUGGAAGCAUCCCCGCUUCUUACAACUCGGGCUUCUCUUCUCCCAUGCAACCAGGCAUGAACCAAAUCAGUGAGGUCAUGAUGAAGGGCGGUACCUCAAUGCCUGCUAAGCUCGGUGUCGCUUCGAACGCUGUUUCGUCUCAGGAGAUGAAGAGGAAGCGCCGUCGUGAGUCUCAUAAUCUUGUCGAGCGUCGUCGACGAGACAACAUCAAUGAGAGAAUCCAGGAUCUUAGCAGGCUUGUUCCCACACAUCGUCUCGAAGAUGAGAAGAUCCGAAAGUUGAUUCAGAACGGCACACCUCUAUCACCUUCGUUGACCGGAAUAUCUAGUCCCCAGGCAACUUCAGGGCUCGCUGGACCAGGCGCCAGAAGAGCCACUGGAACCAGUGCUGGCAACAUCACAACAGGUCUUCCCAUCGAAGACAAGGACAAGGGACCCAACAAGGGCGACAUCCUCAACGGUGCUGUUAGCUGGACUCGAGACCUCAUGUGGAUGCUCCACCUCAAGCUUCAACAGCAAGAGGAAAUGAUCAAUACCAUCACUGAACUCGGUGGUCACUUUCCCUUUGAGAUGACAGAAGAUGAGCGACGUAUGCAUACAGAGCUCAUGGAUGCUUUCUCCAAGAGUGAGGGUCUCUCGUACUCGCGCACAGCUGGAUCCGGUCUGCGAGUGCCUCAGCACACUGACUAUCGCGGAGAGUCCCUGUCCGGUGGCGGCAGUAGCCUCGAUCCUGUUGCUAUCAGCCCAGAUGACGCUCUCGACCUGAACGACACAAACCAAUUUUGGAAUGAUCCUCAUGACCUUGAUGAGAACAACAGCGGUCAUGCUUCCGUCAACUUCAAGGAGGAAGAUGAAUAUGACAUGGACCUUACUCAUUAG